CAAGGCCCCGCCCCCCUCAGGCCCGGGACACGUCUGCAGCGCGCGGAGCGGCCGGGGGGGCUGUCGAGCCAAGGCUGGAGGCACCUGAGGCUCCUCACAUCCCGAACUGCGGGCUGGGAGGAGGUGAGAUCCACUGUCCGGGCCCUGACCAUCUUCCUGGAUCGCAGAGGCUUCGACCCCCAGCGCCAGGACUCUCCCCUUAGCCCCGUGGCCCCCCGGGAUGCAGCCCCAGGAGAGCAGCAUCCAGUACAGUAGGUGGGAGGGCAGCAGCCGAGAUGGAGUCAGCGUGGCCAGCGGGCCCGGCGCAGAGGAGGCCUCGGGCUGUAAGAGGGUCUCCCGGAAGCUGUGCUCGGGCAAGCUGGGCAUCUCCUUGAAGGUGCUGGGUGGAGUGGCCCUCUUCUGGGUCGUGUUCACCCUGGGCUACGUCACCGGCUACUUCGUGCACAAGUGCAAAUGAACGCCGCCCAGAGCAUGUGCCCAGGGGCCUGGGCUCGGAGGGACACCCCGUGUGCGAGAACCCCUCCGUGUACACGGACCUCAGUGUACACAGCCUCCCAUAUACACAGACCCUCCUCUCUAUACACAGGCUCCCCUCUGUGUACACAGCCCCUCACCACGCACACAGACAGUCUCCCCGCCACCAGUGCACAGACUCCAGGGCCACACGGGGCCCACAUAUUGGCCUCAAGCUCACGGGGACACCACUGUGCACAGCUGUCUCAGGCACCCACAGGCGUACAGCCAAACAGGGACACGGGUACACAAGGACACACACGUGCGUGCCUGGCACACACACACAGCCACCCAGGGGCCCAGGUGGCUGGGAGACCGGGCCCAGCCUGAGCUGGGGCUGCAGGAUACACCCAGGCUAGGCCCUCAGUCCAGGGCCCCGAGAGCUCCCCUUCUCCCCCCAGCCCAGGACACAGGCCUGGCAGCCCCAGGGUGGGGUCCUCCCUGGGUGGGCAUCGUGCGGAGCUGUGUGGCCCUGAGCAGGCCCCCUGCCCUCUCUGGCCCUUCUGACUCCCGUUGUGAAAGGAUGGCUCUGAGGGGGUGCAUGUGUGUCCGUCUGUCCAUCCACCCUCCCCGGGGGCUGAGUCAUUUCCUGGGUAGAGUGGGGAGAGGGGCCUUAGCCCUUGUCCCAGACCCACCACUGCAUCUUCCCUCCAGGAGGGUGGACACGUUCCCCGGGGCUGUCCACCCCACAGAGUGGGCCCUGCAGGAGCCCGGCCCCUCCGCCGGCACCCUGUAGGAGGCCCAGACCCUGCACACGGAGGUCGUCAUUAAAAGUCUGUUGAAUGAAAACACGGAUGACGGUGUCUCCCGUGGGUCUCCCCGGCGAGGCGUGACUCACGGCCCCCGAUGUGAGGCCAGCUGGAGGGCAUCUGGAC
Messenger RNA from Physeter macrocephalus (sperm whale), 1388 nucleotides. RefSeq names its product small integral membrane protein 1 (Vel blood group) (gene SMIM1). The record is from RefSeq and is a predicted model, not a curated record. The coding region runs from base 221 to 457 and encodes 78 amino acids. NCBI's taxonomy places the organism in Eukaryota, Metazoa, Chordata, Mammalia, Artiodactyla, Physeteridae. The transcript is spliced from 4 exons.